AUGUUGCCAUCCCAGAAAGUCGAUGAUGCUCCGGAUGCAUCUCCUAUCCCAUCACUUGACAAUCCACCAACACUUACAAAACGACCCAACUCACCACUGAGAGAUUCAAGCUUCAAGUGCACAGAAGUUGGUGAGAUUGUCAAGACCCAGGCCAGGCCCGAAGACAGUCCCCCCGACCUAAACAUUGAUGAUCUCGAAGAGGGCGAAAAAUGCGAAAUACAAACUCUGUACGAAGGUCCCCCAAAGUGUGGGUGUUGUAAGAACUGGGUAGAGGAGUACCCAGAAAACCUUCGCAUAAAUAUCGAGCAGGAGAAGGAAAUCAAGCAAAAAGCCAUCGUUGUGCGCAUGCGUAAAAGCCACAGCGAAGGAAAGCUCCUCGAGCUCGACUCAGUCGUUGUUCAGAACUCAUCGCUAAAGCAGACGCUUAGUGAAGUAUUCGAAGGUUAUCAAGGGAUCACCACGUCGCUCAAAAAGCUCGUCUUUAAAGUACCUUUCCAUCCUUUCUAUCAUCAGUGGAACAAGUUCAGUGACAUUUUGGAGAGACAGAAGAAGGAGGGUCACCCCGGCUAUGUAUUUUCUCAGCUGCUGUACAAGGUGCUACAUGCUGAGAUUCGUGGUGAGGUGGAUGAGAUCAAAGACCAUACGGAACAGGGCAUCGUCACAUUCAAGCUUCUUUGGGCUCUUUUUGAGCCGGGCACGUUGUUGUUCAGCCUCGUUGAUGGAAAAGAACGACUUUUUAUCGUUAGCCGCUAUUUCCAUCAACAGAAUAGCUACCUUACUUUGUACACCAAAUUUGUGGACUGGGAUGGCCAGGAGUUUGGAUAUGACAACCAGGUUUUCUCGAUCUGCCAGUUUUCUGGCACUAAGAACAUCACAGACUUACCCAUAUAUCCGUUUCACUUUCAUCCUUCGGCAAAUUCGGUAAGAGAACGAGCUAUCGAGCGGGGAAGGAAGUUCCAAGAACUCAAAGGAAUCCACUAUAAGGCUUACUCUGGAUCACUGAACCUUGGAGUUAGAGGUCAAGCCAUCGAGCGAAAGAUCGAAGAAAGAGUCGUCGUCGAUGCCGCCAGUUAUUUUGAUCAUAAGGGAAGCCGUCUACCGCUGGUCAGUCUAGCUGAAGACUCGAUCAAACCCAGGCUUGGAGUCGCUGACAACAACCGACACAUGGGGACCUCACUUCCGCCACCUCCGCCUCCCAUUGGGGGUUCUUAUCCUUCGAUUCCGCCGCCUCCGCCGCCCGGUAUGCGUCCUAUUCAUACUUUCCCGCCACCUCCGCCGCCCAUUGUGGGUUCUAUCCAUACGAUGGAAUCCAAAAGGGAUGGAUACCGUCAUCGACGACAUGGAAGCAUGACUGAAUCAGAACAGUCAAACGAACAGAUAGAAGAAUCAGACACCGUUCUAAACGAGAAGCAACUUCUUCUCUGCAACUCCAAAGUCAAGGCAUAUCCGCUCCAAACAAAGACAUGGGGUGAAAUCGAGGUUGAUCAUAUCACAAGCAUUGCCUGGAACGACGACGCCUUUGAGAAUUUAGUACUUCCAUCAGGUUACAAGAGCCUCGUCACAUGCUUUGUUGAGGGUCAGGCCAGGCACACGUCUGAUUUCGAUGACAUUAUCCAAGGCAAAGGACUUGGCGUCGUGAUACUCUUCAUUGGUGCUCCGGGCACUGGUAAGACUCUAACAGCAGAGGCUGUAGCUGACAAUACUCGAAAACCACUGUAUAUUCUGAGUGCGGGAGAACUAGGAAACGAAGCAGAGCAGGUAGAACGUCGUCUUAAUGAGGUCCUGCGACUGGCUGAGAAAUGGGAUGCUGUGUUGCUGUUCGAUGAGUGCGACGUGUUCCUUCAACAACGUUCAAUGGACAACUUACGACAUAACGAAAUUGUCGCUGUAUUCCUGAGAGUUAUCGAGUACUACCGUGGUAUCCUCAUCCUGACCACUAAUCGAGGCAAUGCAAUCGAUGGAGCAUUCCAGAGCAGGAUUCAUCUGACACUGCACUACCCAGACCUUGAUGCGACGGCAAGAGAGAAAGUUUGGAGGCGGUGUACUAUCGACAGCAACGCUGAGACUUCACUGAGUCAUCAGGUAUUGAAGAAUCUUGCUGAACUCCCGAUGAAUGGUCGACAGAUUCGGAAUGUUGUUAAGAUUUCUAGGAUUCUUGCAGGAAAGGAAAAGGAAAUGCUGGGGUUGAAGCAAAUUCGUACUGUCUUGGAGGCAACCCAACAGAAUAAUGGGAUGGGUUUGGAUGUUUUGGGUGCUGAUGAAAGGCAAGAUUAA
Fusarium coffeatum is the source of this 2274-nucleotide messenger RNA. RefSeq lists its product as uncharacterized. The record is from RefSeq and is a predicted model, not a curated record. Bases 1 to 2274 code for a protein of 757 amino acids. The transcript is spliced from 4 exons. Lineage: Eukaryota; Fungi; Ascomycota; Sordariomycetes; Hypocreales; Nectriaceae. Gene Ontology annotation, molecular function: ATP hydrolysis activity; ATP binding.